GGUUCAUCAGUGAAUAAGACUACAAUUUGUCAAUAUCUACAUAACGUUAUUUAAAGAUAUGACAACGACCACAAGGGAAAUAAGUAAGACUGCAAAGUUUUUUGCAUUGGGGAUUAUUUUCUUCAUUUGCGGAUACUUCACAACCAAACAUCCCAUGCUAUGGGGAUCAGCUACCCCUUCGCCUCUGAUAGAAAAUCAGCCAUCUUUAAGCAGAAAAUAUUUUGAUCGGGAAACAUCUACGCACCUAUCUGACAUUACCAAUAACCACAAUCAUGUAAAAAACCAGACCUUGAACCAAAUGGAAAAAGAUUUUGUUCACACAUUUUGGAGCCUCCUUAACAAAGAACUUGCGGAACCGGAAAAACACUGGGUACAAAAACUGAUCCCAAAACCAAGAAAAGUAUUGAUCAUUUCCAGUGUGAGAUCCGGCUCCUCCUUCUUUGGCCAGCUUUUGAACCAAUUUCCUGGGACGUAUUAUUUCUUUGAGCCCAUCAAGACAAGGAGAGUCGUAGAUGCCAAUCUAGUGGAGUUCUUGAAAGAUGUAUUGAGUUGCAAUUGCAAAAACAUAGCGUUCUCAAACUCAAACCACCACGUUUUGAGACAUAACAUUCGACUGAUGCCACUUUGCAAUGAAUCAGCACCUCUGGAAGUGAAAAGGAUGUGCUUUAAUUCGGACCUUCUGAGUGAGGUGUGUUCUUUGUUCCCGAUCCGAUUGAUCAAAACAGUUCGCUUUGAGGCUCGGAUGGUAGAGCGCUUAAUGGAAAUGGUUCCAGACCUCACGGUCAUCUCCUUGAUCCGUGAUGUCCGUGGGGGCAUAGUAUCUCGUCAGAAAGUUCCAUGGUGCGAUCCUUCCAAUUGUGCUGAUGUGAAAUCGGUUUGCAAGCGUUACAACCAGGACGUAGAGAGUUCAAUUGAUCUCACUUCCAGGUAUCCGGAACGUUUCAAAAUCGUCAGAUACGAAGACUUAUCUUUAAAUCUUAAUCAAACCGUUCAAUCUGUUGCCGACUUCUUGGGGUUCCCUCUGGACCAACAGAUCAUGACCUUCUUAGCAGACCACACUCAAAGUGACGAGGUGGAAAGACGGAACGUUAGCCUCAAUCCUCAUUCCAUUGUUCGCCAAACUAGUUUGCAUACAUUUCAAUGGCGAUAUUCGAUACAGCCCAAGCAACUGAACCAGACUCAACAUCUAUGUGCCAAAGGCUUGUCUCUUAUGGGAUUUAGAUUGAUGCCAACAAUAGAAGAUCUCCUGAAUCCACAAGUACAUCUCAUGGAUCCAUUCUUUCAAAAUCAAUCAGCAACGAAAGUUUUUUGAAUAAUGACCACGGUAUAGUGUUUGAAUCAUGAUUGAUGUAUAAGCAGCAAUGAGCAAAAUGAGCUGCUUAUUACCAUCAAUAUUGGCUGACACGGUUGAAAUUACAAGCCGAAACAUUUGUGCCGAAAUAAUAGUUGACACUUGAUGUUUUUUCCGCUUAUUUAUGCGAGAACAUUUGAUUGGAAGACGCCAAUUUUUAAUAUCACAUUGGGACAAUUAAAGAUCAAGUAUUGAA
Molecule: messenger RNA, 1547 nt
Organism: Tigriopus californicus
Lineage: Eukaryota; Metazoa; Arthropoda; Copepoda; Harpacticoida; Harpacticidae
Product: carbohydrate sulfotransferase 1-like
Exons: 2
Coding region: 59-1312 (417 amino acids)
Biological process (GO): sulfur compound metabolic process; N-acetylglucosamine metabolic process
Molecular function (GO): N-acetylglucosamine 6-O-sulfotransferase activity
Source: RefSeq, a predicted model, not a curated record